AUGUCAUCAAGCAACAACGUAGCAACUACAUCAACUGACCCAAAUGCAAUAAACAAUGUGGCAAUGACUGCGCACGUGCCUCAAAACAAUUUAGGAACAAAUGAAGUGUUACUAGCUACAGCCUUAGUAAAAGUAGCCUCCGGGAAUGGAUCGUACCACAUCUUAAGGGCUCUCAUUGAUCCGGGAUCGCAAGUGUCUUUAAUAAAAGAAAGUACUGCGAAGAAAUUAGGAUUACGUAAAUCUAAGUUCAACGGACUAGUAUGUGGAGUCGGUGAGGUCGAACAAAAUUGUAAAGGUAUGGUCACACUAAACUGUUCCUCAACUCAUAACGACUUUUCGUUCAUUACGGAUGUAUUAAUCAUGAAAAACGUACUGAAAGAUAUUCCACAUAAAUCAUUCGACACACCGAAGUGGUCUUACAUAGACAGUCUCAAAUUAGCUGAUCCUUAUUUUAACAUCAGUCGUCCAGUAGACUUAUUGCUCAGCGCUCAAGUCAUUGGAUUGAUAUUGAUGGGAGGACUAAUCAAAGGAGAAAAUGCAUCGCAACCAGUUUUGCAAGAAACACAGCUUGGUUGGAUCAUUUACGGGGGUGGUCAAAUAGCAUCAUUACAAUGCAACGUUGUCAUGAAUAAUGUUCAGGAUAUCCAACACUUCUGGGAUAUCGAAGAUAUAACCGAAAAGUCGAAUUUAUCUUUAGAAGAUCAAGAAUGUGCCGAUUUCUAUUCAUCAACUACGAAACGUCGAGAAGACGGCAGAUAUAUUGUUAAAUUACCACUAAAAGCAAAAAUUAAUGAAAAAAUCGGCUCGUCUAAAGAGUUGGCAAUAGCUCAAUUUCAAAACCUGGAACGAUCUGCAGGAGCUGAUAUUGAAGUGGCGGCAAUAUCGUUAUGCUUACACUGCAGAUAUCGAGAAAAUGUACCGUCGCUCCGUAACAUGGAUCUGCAGGAGCUGAUAUUUCAAUAUCAGCUCCUGCAGAUCCUGUUGUGGCGGCAAUAUCUUUAUGCUUACACUUCAGAUAUCGAGAAAAUGUACCGUCAAAUAAUGGUGGAUGAAGCAGAUCAGCAAUAUCAGCAAAUAAUCUGGAGGUUUGAGCCCAGCCAACCACUACAAACCUACAAGCUAACUACCGUCACAAAUGGUACAAAGUCAGCACCAUUUUUAGCAAUGAUGACUUCAAAACGCCUAGCUAUGGAUGAACAAAGCACAUAUCCAGAAGCAGCUAAGAUUCUAGAAGAAUCAUUUUACAUGGAUGAUCUGGUCCAUGGUUUUCACUCGAUUACAAAAGGAAAGCAACUUAUCGAAGAUCUCAACCGAUUAUUAAAAUCCGGAGGUUUUACUUUGAGAAAAUGGUCCGCAAAUCAUCCAGAACUUCUAGAAAAUAUAAAGCAGAACAGCAGCAAUAGUGAAAUUAUAUUCAACUUCAAAUCAGAAAGUUGGAACUAUGUGGAGCAUAUUUGCUAG
This is a messenger RNA of Spodoptera litura, 1461 nucleotides long. RefSeq lists its product as uncharacterized. NCBI's taxonomy places the organism in Eukaryota, Metazoa, Arthropoda, Insecta, Lepidoptera, Noctuidae. The record is from RefSeq and is a predicted model, not a curated record.